AGUUUCCCACUUUAGAGUUUUUCAGAAACCAAACGCGAAGGCGAAGUGCGUUGGCUGCUCUCAGGUGCUUCUGCAAGAUGAGCUUGCUCAUAAACCAAUGUGUGAGUCGGUGGAUUGCCGUCGACGAGAAACUCAAUCGAGGGAAGCGAAAGGUCGACCUCAAAUUGAGUGGAGGUUCAUCUGGAGAUGAGCGUGCUCGCUGCCGCAACGUUGUGUUGAUGUUGAAGAAUGCCUGA
This is a messenger RNA of Linum tenue, 236 nucleotides long. NCBI's taxonomy places the organism in Eukaryota, Viridiplantae, Streptophyta, Magnoliopsida, Malpighiales, Linaceae. The record is from the annotation of a GenBank genome assembly.